Messenger RNA from Suillus subalutaceus, 3298 nucleotides. RefSeq lists its product as uncharacterized. The coding region runs from base 215 to 3298 and encodes 1027 amino acids. The record is from RefSeq and is a predicted model, not a curated record. The transcript is spliced from 14 exons. Lineage: Eukaryota; Fungi; Basidiomycota; Agaricomycetes; Boletales; Suillaceae.
AGCCGCUGUCAGUGCCUGCAGCAACAGGCUCUCGAUUGGUCAAUGCAAACAGUGAUCCUCAGGUUUGCGCUCACCAUGGGGCACUUUGUAUCUACCCAUCUGUCAGGCUUCUCUAUAUGUGUAUACAAUGUCAUAUAAACAUGGAUCCUCCAAUGUUCGGUAAGGCAUCAGUUCAGCUCUUGGAUGGUGAACUCUGAAACAAUCCUGGACAAUCAUGGCACUGAUGACAUUGAGAGUGGUCGUGGAAAACGCAGACGUACUGCAAAUACUCGUUACAACAAUUUUUGGCAACAUUGAUAGUGUUCUACGCAUUUUUUUUUCACUCGAAAUAGCUUUGAUUUGUUGGGCCUGUGACGGUGUGACGAAGUUAGCUAACAUCAUCUUGUCUGCAUGUAGCAUUGGUCGUGGAAAAUUUGCAAUUGAAAGUCCCAAACAUAAGACACGCACUGGGCAACCUUCUUCCCCCUCGGAGGCUUCAUCUAUGAUGGGUGCAAGCAAUGGAGAGUCUCGUAGCCAAAGUUCAGAUGACUCUGAUUCGAGUUUAGAUGCUAAUGAAGACACUGAAUAUAUGGAGGAUAAAGAUGGGUCAGACAUUGACCGGGAACUCGAGAUGGAUGCCUUGGAUGAUGAAGACUUUGGCUUUCAACGAGCUUUUUGUGACCAGUAUCCCGUUGGACCAUUUUUGCCUGUCAGUGCUCCUGCAUUGUGGCAUGUCAUGGAGAACUUCCCUUAUAUGAGUCGUAAUGAUUAUGCUGCUAUCGCCGGCGCACAUUUUUGUGUCAAUAAUCUCGUGGUCUUUGAACUUUUAAAGACACCUUGGCAAUACUUUGCGCACCAGAUGAUGCCUGAUCCAUUUUCAGUACCUUUGCAGCCAGUGACUCGCUCACAAGUUCCUUGGCUCAAGGGUGUUCUGGUGAACAAUCCUUUGGUAUCUAAGUCUCCACGCCAACCCAUUAAUUCUUUGGCCAAUUUCCAAUAUUACGUGCAUGAAUGGCUGCCACCUGUGAUAUGCUCAGCAUUCUCUGAAGCUUCAAUUUAUGAUUUGAUGUUGGUUUCUCGUGCACGUGUGUCACAAAUUGUACAUCAUUAUGCCUACAAAUCAUCUUUUGCGUUGCAUUGGACUGCAGAAGAGACUUCUCAGCAAUAUAACAAAGGAAACAUCACGUAUCAGCACAGUGGUGUGUCUUAUAGCCAAGAGAACAUGGAUUCGUUGUUUGAUGAUGCAGAUGGUAAUGUGGACUGCGCCAUUCCACGUGCAUUACAGAUCUGCCAUCUGCCUGCGGAUGUAGAGAGUUCAGACGACGUUGAUGAUCACGUUGAAGUGACGGAUGGCUGUGGUUCUGUCGAGGCUGAUGUGACUGAGUAUGUCAUGGAGGCCAUGGGGUAUACCAAAGGCGGUUUCUAUCAUAGUGGGAGGACACGACAACAGUAUUUGUCUAUGGAAGCCCAAGUGAAAAACCUUUUGUUGCAAGAUGAUUUGCCUUUUCGAGUCGAUGCCAAUUUUGCUUUCAUUUGUUGGAAUAUGAUCCAAAAGAAAGAGGAUUUAAAGGAUAUUGCACCUACCUUCACGCUUUUGGCUGAAAAGUGGAGUCAUUCUACUGGAAGUUCACCAUCAACAACAGAAGAAAAGAAAGCUGCCCGCAUUCUCCGAUGUCUACAAGCCUCUACGAAAUUUCUUCGAGGUAGUGCUGGCUACAAGCUAUGUCGUCGUAAUGAAAUUCGCGCAUUGAUGAAGAAAUUUUGCACUCCUGCAAUUUUCGUGAUAGUCAAUCCUCAUGAUCUGACGAGUAGUGUGAUUCCUGUGCUCACUGGAAUCGAAUUAAAUGAUUGGAUGGUGAUGGGGUCCUUUGAGCGCACCAAAGUAGUAGCAGAACGACCAGAUGCUGCUGCUAUCGCAUUUGACAUGCAAAUAAAGGCUUUCAUUGAUAUAAUAAUAAGAUAUAAACAUGGCCCUGAGCGAUAUACUGCAGAUGUCAAGAAACCAUCACAAGGCAAACAGGAUAUGGAUCCUCAUCUAGAGAAACAACCACAGUUAGCGGAAUUGGAUGAUCAAUCAUUUCAGAUGUGCUUAGACAGCAAACUUCAGGAACAGACAAUGAUAGAUGAAGAAACUGGUUUCAUUGAACUCCAGCGCUGGCACGGGCAUGUUAAUAGCUUCACUGAUUUGAUACUAUACCUGAUGCAAUGUAACACGGACACACAAUUUAUUGGUUCAGGAGAAGCAGCAAAAGCCGCAGUAUUUUAUAUCACAGAGUACAUCACAAAGGGAGAUGUUCCAAUGUAUGUUGGUCUCCAGGCAUUGGAUUAUGCAACUAAAAUGCAUGAGGUUAAAUAUGUCGGCACAACAGAUAUGAAUGAUACUCGCAUUGCUCAAAAAUUGAUUACAAAAUCUGUCAAUGCGAUGAUGGGUCGUCAGGAAAUGUCCCAUCAACAAGUUAUGAGUUGUUUAGUAGGUGGAGGGGAUCAUUACACCAGUCAUACCUUUCAAGUGUUCAAAUGGUUCGAAUUUACUAAUGCGGUAGACAAGUUCGAAUGCGACCUGCAUAAAUCGGACAAUCAAGGUGUUGAGAAUGACAACGAACCAAUGUACAUUGAAGAGGCAGUCACUGUUGACAUUUCAGCGGAAGCUGUGGACUUUGCAAGCGACAUUCAAGACUAUAUUUGUCGACCAGAGGAUGAAAAUUUUGGGCAUGUCUGCCAUUGGGAAUUUGUCGAAUACACUAUCAAAGUCAAAGGCAAAAUCAUUGAUCAAAACACCAGUGCUGCCAUUCCACGACCAGAUGGUUCGACAGAAGACUAUGAGAUAUAUUGUCGGGCUAUAUUGUUGUUGUUUACACCUUGGCAUACUUUUGAAGAACUGAAAAACGCAAAUGAUACAUGGGCUGAUACAUUUGAGCGACAGACUUUCGCACUGGAUUUAUGUAAGAUCAUUCACAAUAUGCACGUGGAGAACGAGUGUAAAGACGCACGAGAUGCUCAUGCUGCGUUGGUUAUUGCAGAUCAAGCUAAACCACACAAAUUUGGGUUCACGGGUACAGAGGAGGAUAAUGUCGAAGAGGAUAUGACGGCCUUUGAUGAGGCAUUAUUCGCUAACACUGCUUUAGACCCCGAUGAGGUGGAAGGAGGGGAGACUUACACACCAGAAACUAAGAUUGACACAACCAAGCACAUUGGAGAUAUCUGGGCAUGUCUGCACUUGGCGAAAGAUGGCGGAUUGCUAACAGCCGCUAUCAAUGAGGACCACGCACACAUUAGCCAAUUACAAGGGCCAAAUGAACAACUCACGGAGCAGGCUUGA